Molecule: messenger RNA, 337 nt
Organism: Racocetra persica
Lineage: Eukaryota; Fungi; Glomeromycota; Glomeromycetes; Diversisporales; Gigasporaceae
Source: the annotation of a GenBank genome assembly
UGACUAUCAUUGGGAUGAUCAUGAUGAACCAAAUAGUCUGUGUGUUUUAAUCACACUGGGGGAUUUCGAAGGAGGAGAAUUAUGUUUUCCUCAACUUCAAGUAGUUGUACAUCUUCGGCCAGGACAAGUAGUGGCAUUUGCAUCCUGUCUAUUGCUCCAUAGUAAUUUUAUAGUUACAAAAGGCAUCCGGCAUAGUAUUGUGUACUUUGUGCACGAUACAUUCUUUUAUAAUUUACGGGAUUUUGAUCCUACUUAUCUUGAGACUAGAAUUGAGAAAGCUAAUGGACCAAUAGUUUCUGAGCAAGACCUUAAUAAUGCUCAAGAUUUAAACCAUUGA